Molecule: messenger RNA, 1254 nt
Organism: Helianthus annuus (common sunflower)
Lineage: Eukaryota; Viridiplantae; Streptophyta; Magnoliopsida; Asterales; Asteraceae
Exons: 2
Coding region: 1-1254 (417 amino acids)
Molecular function (GO): nucleic acid binding; RNA-DNA hybrid ribonuclease activity
Source: RefSeq, a predicted model, not a curated record
AUGCAACCUCCUAAAACGGUCAAGGAAAUUCAAUCACUUAACGGAAAGUUGGUAGCUCUCCAUCGCUUCAUUUCAAAAGCGGCCGAUCGCACGAUACCGUUCAUGAACGUAUUGAAAAAGCGAACUGGAAAGGGUCAGAUAGAAUGGACACCGGAAGCCGAUUCGGCGUUCCAAGAACUAAAAAUUUGUCUUGGGUCUCUACCCAUUUUGACCGCGCCAAUCACUGGAGAAACCGUCACUGUUUAUCUCUCCGCUUCACAUUUCGCUAUAAGUGCAGUACUUGUGGUACACCGAGAUCAAGCACAAAUACCAGUUUACUACGUGAGCCGCAUCCUGAAAGAUUACAAAACUCGGUACCCGGUAAUAGAGAAACUGGCACUUGCUUUGGUUCAUGCAUCCAGACGCCUCCGAAGAGGACCGGUAAAAGGUCAAGCUGUGGCGGACUUUCUUGCAGAAGUACCGGUCGGAGAAAAUGUCAAAGAAAAAUCAGCUCUUCCAAAAAUAUGGAACUUGUAUACAGACGGAGCUUCCAGCAAGGAAGGGUCAGGGGCCGGUUUGAUACUGAUAGACCCGGAAGGGAUAGAGUACACUUAUGCCCUACGUUUCGAGUUUAAAACUUCGAACAAUGAAGCGGAGUAUGAAUCCCUCCUCGCAGGACUCCAAACCGCGGCCAAAGCUGGUGCAACCUCCGUACUGGCCCAUGUCGACUCGUUACUCGUUGCCAACCAGGUUAAUCAAGAAUACGAAGCACGGGAAGAAAAUAUGAUCCGGUAUUUGAGCCAAGUCAACAGUCUGAUCUCCACGUUCGACUCCUGCAAAGUAGUUCAUAUACCGCGGAGGAAAAACAAGAAAGCCGAUGCUUUAAGCAAACUCGCCUUCGUAACAUUCUGUCACCUAUCAAAAGAAGUGCUAGUUGAAACUUUGCAAGCUCCGGCCAUCCAUCAAGCAUCCGUGAUGUCAAUCUCCGUGAAAGAAAGAUCAUGGAUAACUCCGAUCUUGGAAUAUCUGAAAGAUGGAAAACUACUGGAAGAAAAAGCACAGGCCCGGAAGCUGAAGGUGAAAGCGUUGCAGUAUCAGGUUCAUGAUGGGCAACUUUACCGAAAGACCUUCCUAGGUCCACUCCUCAAAUGUCUAACUCCGGAAGAAGCUAGUUACGUCAUAAGAGAAAUCCACUGGGGUGAUAUGCGGCAUCCACUCCGGACCAAGGAUGGUCGUAGCCAAGGCUAUGAAUGCCGGAUAUUUCUGGCCGGGUGA